This is a messenger RNA of Penicillium cosmopolitanum, 1380 nucleotides long. RefSeq lists its product as uncharacterized. The transcript has 2 exons. Gene Ontology annotation, molecular function: GTP binding; ribosome binding; GTPase activity. Gene Ontology annotation, cellular component: cytosol; ribonucleoprotein complex. Bases 1 to 1380 code for a protein of 459 amino acids. The record is from RefSeq and is a predicted model, not a curated record. NCBI's taxonomy places the organism in Eukaryota, Fungi, Ascomycota, Eurotiomycetes, Eurotiales, Aspergillaceae. Gene Ontology annotation, biological process: translational elongation.
AUGGUUCCCACCUCCGACAAGGGUCGUUUCUACGCCUUCGGUCGUGUCUACGCCGGUACCGUCAAGUCUGGUGUUAAGGUCCGCAUCCAGGGCCCCAACUACGUCCCCGGAAAGAAGGAGGACCUGUUCAUCAAGGCCAUCCAGCGUACUGUUCUGAUGAUGGGUCGUAUUGUCGAGCCAAUUGAGGACGUUCCUGCCGGUAACAUUGUCGGUCUGGUCGGUGUCGAUCAGUUCCUGCUCAAGUCCGGUACCCUGACUACCGAUGAGACCGCCCACAACCUGAAGGUCAUGAAGUUCUCCGUCUCCCCCGUUGUGCAGCGCUCCGUUGAGGUCAAGAACGCCCAGGAUCUGCCCAAGCUGGUCGAGGGUCUCAAGCGUCUGUCCAAGUCCGACCCCUGUGUCCUGACCAUGAUCAACGAGUCCGGUGAGCACGUCGUCGCUGGUGCUGGUGAGCUCCACUUGGAGAUCUGUCUUAAGGAUCUCGAGGAGGACCACGCCGGUGUCCCUCUCCGUAUCUCCGACCCCGUUGUCUCUUACCGUGAGACCGUCACUGCCCUCUCCUCCAUGACUGCUCUGUCCAAGUCUCCCAACAAGCACAACCGUCUGUACAUGACUGCUCAGCCCAUGGAGGAGGAACUCUCCCAGGCCAUCGAGACCGGCAAGGUCUCUCCCCGUGACGAUUUCAAGGCUCGUGCCCGUGUCAUGGCUGACGAGUACGGCUGGGAUGUCACCGAUGCCCGUAAGAUCUGGUGCUUCGGUCCCGACACCACCGGUGCCAACCUGCUCAUUGACCAGACCAAGGCUGUUCAGUACCUGAACGAGAUCAAGGAUUCCGUUGUCUCCGGUUUCCAGUGGGCCACCCGUGAGGGUCCUGUUGCUGAGGAGCCCAUGCGCUCCGUCCGCUUCAACAUCCUUGAUGUUACCCUGCACGCUGAUGCCAUUCACCGUGGUGGUGGUCAGAUCAUCCCCACUGCUCGUCGUGCUCUGUACGCCGCCGCUAUGCUGGCUGAGCCCGGUCUUCUUGAGCCCAUCUUCAACGUCGAGAUCCAGGUUCCCGAGCAGGCUAUGGGUGGUAUCUACGGUGUCCUCACCCGCCGUCGUGGUCACGUCUACACUGAGGAGCAGCGCCCCGGUACCCCUCUGUUCAACGUCAAGGCUUACCUGCCCGUCAACGAGUCCUUCGGCUUCAACUCCGAUCUGCGCUCCGCCACCGGUGGUCAGGCCUUCCCCCAGUCCGUCUUCGAUCAUUGGGCUAUCCUGCCCGGUGGUUCUCCUCUGGACACCACCACCAAGCCUGGUCAGGUUGUUACUGAGAUGCGUAAGCGCAAGGGUCUCAAGGAGGUUGUUCCCGGCUACGAGAACUACUACGACAAGCUGUAA